CGGACAUGAUGAUAGGGAAGAAGAUAUCUUGAGGGAAAUAACGGAGAGAAAGAGGGGCUAGAGAAAGAAUGAAGCUGGGACAUGAGAGAUAACGGCGGAGACUUACAUCUGUGCGUGACGAUCAUGCUAAGACAUGAGAAUGCCUACUGUCUUCAACACCAGGUAUCUCUGGUAGAGUGAUCAUUAUUGGAUCAGCCGAAGCCAAGCGUCUUCUCUCUGCCCUUCUACAACACACCAAGGGCAGAACAACGUCAUCUCAUCAUGAGCAUCAACUACUUCACUACAUCAUCAUCACACACCAAAGUCCGCUAUCACACGGAGGCAAUCCGGGAUCCAGGCAUCGUUUCCAUACGGGGGAACCGAGAGUCUCCCCACCCGGUCCGAGCUGAUAGUAAUGACGCCUGAGUUGGUCUUGUAUCCAGUCAUAAUAAUCUAAAGGCGUGGGAUGGGGACAAGGUCUCGGAACUCGGCUGGGUAGUUUGUAUCAUCAUGAAAAGUCGAACCGGGAUAUCUCUCGUGGGGGGACUCAGGGACAUGGCUUCGUCGUGAGACUCAAGAGUAACAAGGCCGUGAUAAUGGGGCUAUGGGUCGUGGACCAUGCGAGAGGGCGUGGGCGAGCUUGUUGAGGUAAAUGUUGUAUCCACGGUCGGGGAAGUUGAGUUGAGUCCGGGCUGAGGUCGAGGUCGGUACCGAGGGAGACCGAAGGAAGCGAUGAACAAAAGGAGGCGAGUUCUCUCGAUCCAAGAGACGGAUUCCGUGAUGAUCGAGGCUGGUGGCUGAAGAUAGUCGAGCUGCUGUUAUAUUACUUCCAUGGAAGAACUUGAGUCCACCGAUCCAUGGGACUUUUCGGGCAUAGCAAACUGACACUGAUCAGAGAAGUAUUCUCUCCCAGGUGCAGGGCGAUUCAAGACUUUCUCCUGUAAUCGGCGAUCAAUGACCAAGCAAGUGCUUGUUCAUCUUGAAGACUCCAAGAGUCAAACCAAGGGACGACCUCAUUCUUAUACUCAUUUCUCACCGUCUCAGCCUUAUCAACAACCCCCAGGGUCCUCCCGCUAGACGCUGCAACAAUGAUGCAACGCACACUAUAUCAGCAUCGACAAUAUCCGUGAUCAACUCUGUUUCUGGCUGUUUUUCGAGGCCAUCGCAUCAAAUUUGGUGGUGUUGGCACUGGAAAAGACAUCAGGGUUGUCCAUCAAGGUGCUCACUUGUCUAUCCGGGUUCUCAAAACCAGAUAGGGCAGGCACAUGACGAUAGUGACGUGAUGGAAAGAUACAACUGAAUUCUACUGAAUUGAGUAAAGAUAAAAAGUACUCUUAUAUCUUGGACUUAAAACGACCUUUAUGGGUAGAAGAUAAUUGGUUGACUGAUGAAAAUGAUGUUAUGACUGUUUACUGUGAAAUGGCCGCAGAUUAAUGAAACAGCAAUUUGUUACUCUUCCAAGCCAAACGGUUCCCUCUGAAGCUUUUGGAGUGAAUUAUAUAUUCAAAAGCAAGACUUGACCAAAAACCUUGUACUCUUUUCAAAUACGACAAAGUGGGUUGUUGGUAUAUGUACUCCCAGCUCCAGCAGGACCAGCACAGCUUGCUUUCCAUCAUGUAUGUCACAACAUUUACACCCCUGACCUCGACUCUCUUUCGGUUCCAAUCAGCGUCAAAUUCAACUGCUUCUAUCCUCAUACAUCGACCAAAGAAGCUGUCCGCUCCAAAAAUUCAAAGACGAUAUUCAGAUGACAAUUUCUUCCCCAUCCCCCAAUACUCGAGUGAUAUGCCGAGAGACGAAGCUAUCUUUGCGUUUAUGAUCUUUUCAACCUUGAGAUUGCAGAUAAGUUCUAUGAUAUUCCGUCCAUGUAUAAUCACUCCUGGCCAGACAGCUAUCUUCCAUCAGCUUCACAAUGAAGCCCCUUGCCUCGCAGGCUCGUCCUCCUGUACAUCGAUACAUCUCCUCAGGUUUCCUCGACUGAGCACAAUUCAGUGUUAUGUCUCUUACAAUCUUUACAUUAACUCGAUUUGACCAUUGUACUUUUCUUCUAGUUGCUUGGGUCGGGAGAUCCUACAUUCGAUAUCCAACACUCCCUCGAAUCCAUCAUCUUGUAUACAAGUUUGAAUAUCUCGACGCUACAAAGGCUCCAAUUCUUCGACCCUACAUCAUUGCCAUGAUUAAAAUACUGGUAGAUCCAGGAUGUAGUCUGUUCUAGAUAAUAUCACGGGCGAGACUUUUGCUACGCUGAUGCUACUGGUCUUGGUCAAGAGACAUAAUGAAAUAGUCUAAAGACCUACUAAGUUAGACUAAACUUGCCUAAGUCUUUUUGUCGUUUGGGAUCAAGGUCCCAAAUUUUCUUGCCUCCAGUUUUGGCGCCAAUUCAUUACAAUACAUGUCUUCAAUUGAGUUACAAUUACAAUUAUCAUCUGAACUAUCCUAUCAGUCCUUUUCAACACCUUGCCUCAAAUGCAUCCCGUCCUAUCA
Molecule: messenger RNA, 2463 nt
Organism: Fusarium odoratissimum NRRL 54006
Lineage: Eukaryota; Fungi; Ascomycota; Sordariomycetes; Hypocreales; Nectriaceae
Exons: 2
Coding region: 1549-2010 (153 amino acids)
Source: RefSeq, a predicted model, not a curated record